This is a messenger RNA of Cutaneotrichosporon cavernicola, 444 nucleotides long. RefSeq lists its product as uncharacterized. Bases 1 to 444 code for a protein of 147 amino acids. Gene Ontology annotation, biological process: regulation of actin filament polymerization. NCBI's taxonomy places the organism in Eukaryota, Fungi, Basidiomycota, Tremellomycetes, Trichosporonales, Trichosporonaceae. Gene Ontology annotation, molecular function: actin filament binding. The transcript is spliced from 4 exons. The record is from RefSeq and is a predicted model, not a curated record. Gene Ontology annotation, cellular component: actin filament; site of polarized growth; cortical actin cytoskeleton.
AUGGCAGACGUCAAGGACCCCAAGAUCCAGGAUGCCUACGAGGCCGUCCGCUCUGACAAGGACGACACCACCUGGCUCCUGCUCAACUACGAAUCGGACAGGUCUGACAAGCUCGUACUCUCCGAGACGGGCACGGGUGACAUUGCCGAGUUUUCGUCAAAGCUCGACCCGGCAAACGCGUCAUUUGGCUUUGUGCGCGUCAAGUAUUCGAAUGACGACCACUCGUUCCGCGAGAAGUUUGCGCUGGUCAUCUGGAUCGGCGAGAACGUCCGGGUUAUGCGCAGGGCCAAGGUGUCGGUCCACACCGGUUCAGUCAAGGACGUGAUCCGCUCUUACGCCCUGGAGAUCUCGGCCUCGUGCCCCGCAGACUUGGAGUACGACGACAUUGUUCAGCAGAUGCGUCGUGCUGGCGGCGCCAACUACGACCGGAGCAAGUUUGACUAG